CCCCCUGCGCCGCCUCCGCCUCAGCCUUUGCCGCCGCUACCAGGGAGGUAGCGGGUUGGGCCGCCGAGGCAAGAUGGUGGAUUACAGCGUGUGGGACCACAUCGAGGUGUCUGACGAUGAGGACGAGACGCACCCCAACAUCGACACGGCCAGCCUCUUCCGCUGGCGGCACCAGGCCCGCGUGGAGCGCAUGGAGCAGUUCCAGAAGGAGAAGGAGGAGCUGGACAGGGGCUGCCGCGAGUGCAAGCGCAAGGUGGCCGAGUGCCAGCGCAAGCUGAAGGAGCUGGAGGUGGCCGAGGGCGGCAAGGCGGAGCUGGAGCGGCUGCAGGCCGAGGCACAGCAGCUGCGCAAGGAGGAGCGGAGCUGGGAGCAGAAGCUGGAGGAGAUGCGCAAGAAGGAGAAGAGCAUGCCCUGGAACGUGGACACGCUCAGCAAGGACGGCUUCAGCAAGGCCCGUGCUUCUGCCACGUCGACGCUCUCGGUGCUGCCACCCAGCCGGCCUCCACUGUGGAUGGGAUGGGCGCGGCGGCCUCGGCCCCCUCGCGCCCCCAGGCGCCCUGUGGCCUUGCCCCAGCCCACUUCCCCUGUCGCCCUCUCGCAGAGCAUGGUCAAUACCAAGCCUGAGAAGGCGGAGGAGGAGUCGGAGGAGGUCAGGGAGCAGAAACACAAAACCUUCGUGGAGAAAUACGAGAAGCAGAUCAAGCACUUCGGGAUGCUCCGCCGCUGGGACGACAGCCAGAAGUACCUGUCGGAGAACGUGCACCUGGUGUGCGAGGAGACCGCCAACUACCUGGUGAUCUGGUGCAUCGACCUGGAGGUGGAGGAGAAGUGCGCGCUCAUGGAGCAGGUGGCUCACCAGACCAUCGUGAUGCAGUUCAUCCUGGAGCUGGCCAAGAGCCUCAAGGUGGACCCCCGCGCCUGUUUCCGGCAGUUCUUCACGAAGAUCAAGACGGCCGACCGCCAGUACAUGGAGGGCUUCAACGAUGAGCUGGAGGCCUUCAAGGAGCGUGUGCGUGGCCGCGCCAAGCUGCGCAUCGAGAAGGCCGUGAAGGAGUACGAGGAAGAGGAGCGCAAGAAGCGGCUCGGCCCUGGCGGCCUGGACCCCGUCGAGGUCUACGAGUCCCUGCCUGAGGAGCUGCAGAAGUGCUUCGACGUAAAGGACGUGCAGAUGCUGCAGGAUGCCGUCAGCAAGAUGGACCCCGCUGACGCGAAGUACCACAUGCAGCGGUGCAUCGACUCGGGGCUCUGGGUCCCCAACUCCAAGGCCAGUGAGCCCAAGCAGCGGGAGGCGGCGGGCCCAGGGGACCCGUUGCUGGAAGCUGUGCCCAAGCCGGGUGAUGAGGACGGCAGCGCCUGACCAGCCUGGCCUUUGCCCGCCGGCCUGCAGGCCUCUGUGCGUCCCUGCCCAGAAACACGAAACAGACGCCAUCUCCCUGCCCCGGCUUCCUCUACUUCGCUGCUGUCCCAGCCAGGCCCGCCCCUCCCUCCCCUCCUCUGGCCCCGCUCCCCAUGCUCCUCCCGUCCUCUCCACGUCUCCGUCUCCGCUUCAAGUUGAGUCCGAGUCGGGGGGGUUCACUGCCUGCAGCCCCCGUCAGCGUUAUGCCAAAGGGCCGGGGGGCCGGGG
Molecule: messenger RNA, 1624 nt
Organism: Fukomys damarensis (Damara mole-rat)
Lineage: Eukaryota; Metazoa; Chordata; Mammalia; Rodentia; Bathyergidae
Gene: Cdc37
Product: cell division cycle 37, HSP90 cochaperone
Exons: 8
Coding region: 74-1357 (427 amino acids)
Biological process (GO): protein stabilization; protein folding
Cellular component (GO): cytoplasm
Molecular function (GO): heat shock protein binding; protein kinase binding; protein-folding chaperone binding
Source: RefSeq, a predicted model, not a curated record